CCGCCAUGCCUAACAUCUUUCCAUUCCGCUCUCGAUAUCCAGCGGCACAGAAGAGUGAGGCAGUGAGCGGACCGCCUGCUAGCGCACCAGCACCUCAGAGUGCAGAUGUACCUGCCACUGAAGCGCAUCCCGAGACACAUGAAGCCAAGGGUGCUGCCACGGACGCCUCUGCGGACGCACCUGAACCUACAGACAGCUCUGCUCCUGCGGCAAGUCCUGCCGACGAACACCCUCCGGAGACAAAGCCCGCGGAGAACGCGCCCAGACGUUUCUCGUGGAUGCCGUUCAGCCGGACCAACAGCGGGGACGCCAAGCAUGUCUUGCAUGAGCAAGAGAAGAAGCCUGCGGCUGAGCAGGCAGCAUCUCGCCCCCUUCUGGUGCGCACACGCUCGGAGAAGCAAGCACAACAAUGUGCUCUGUUCCUGCGUGAGCUCAUCGUCGGCCCUUCGUCCAAUAAUAUAAGCAAGGCUAAGCCAAAGACAAAGUCCCAUGCAGAAUUGGAGAAGGCAAAGGCGCAAUUAGCCAACCAGAAGACUGCAAACAAGGUGAUUGCGCAGCUCCGGCAGCUGUCGUCGUCGGACGAGCCAGUAGUUGUGGGGAUGGGUCCCAAUGGAGAAAUGCUGACCGCUCUUCCCAAGGGGCCCAUCCAUGCUGUGUGUCUGCCAUAUACCGACGCGGAGGCACACGAGCGUCACUUCCGCCGGCUCGAGAAGGACAAUGCGACGGCAACCGGAGCUGUGAAUCACACCCAAGGUGCGACGACGGCGACGACUACCACCGUGCACUUUGAGUCGACGACAACGGAGAUCGUCAGCGUUGCGAAUGCCUCUAUCACCACGCUCAAGAUGGUGUUUUCGGAGAUGAACCUCGUCAGCCUGAUCACCACGCCUGACCUGGGCCUGGGUGGACCUCCGGACGGUCCUGGAAUAUUGAGCGGCGCCCUACCUACACCACAGGCGAUCCUGGAUGGCGUAGAAAAGGUUACGCCUCAGCUUCUGGCGCUCGGGUAUGCUACAGGAAAGGCCGUGCUGCCUGAUCAUGCAGGCAUAUAUCCUCCCAAAGAUCGUAUGUCGGCCAUCACAUACUGGUGGGGAUUCGAGAUCGUGUUGCCACAGCCCUCCCUGCGAUACCUUGAGAACGUACCUUCCAUUACACACUCAGUCAUCAACUUCCUGACAGCCCUUUCUGUCGUUGAUGGUGGAGUGCGUGAGAUCAUACCAUUCGUCCGGUACAUAUCCUCCUUCAUCGACACAGAGUUCAACAUGAUCAAGUCGGAAGAUAAGGGCGACGGUGUCGUCUGUGCCGCCACGUGGAUAAUGCCCGCCGCACUUGUUCCCCGUCCCUGGGACUUCCCGCAACCACCUCCCAGAACCCCGUCAGCGCCGACUGCAGCAACCUCUGCUGAAGGAGAGAAGGGUACAACGGAGCAGAAGUCAGCUGCUCCCAGUGACGCCGCAUCGGCCGCACCUGCUACGGCGCCCAAUGCAGCCCCUGUAUCCGUGACCCCAGGCGAUGCGCCUGCAGCUAGCAAUCCAGCGCCCACGGAGACCGCACCGAAGGUCGAGGUGACGCCUCCAACGCCUGCUAUUGCAGAAGCUGACAUUUCUGCCCCUGUAACGAUAACCGCUGCAUGACGGCUCCACCGUCGUCUUCCUUGUACACAUCGGACAGCUAGAUACCACUUCUCGCAUUUCGGAUUGUAUGUAUAAUAUACCUUCUCAAAGCCAGUAGCUACCAUUCUUGUCCCGCCUCGCAUUUCGUUCUCGUCGUCAUAGCUCGCAUCGUAUACGCCAUUCUAUUAUGACCGCUCAGGACUCUCUCCAUACCUCGCGCCCGUGAUACCUGACAUCUUGUUACAGUAGAAACAUGACACCCUCACGAUACUUUCCUUGUUGCCGAAUGUAUACGCCAUUGUCUUGAUGCCAUCGCGCCCUCGUUCACGUUAAGAUAUAUCGAUUACAACAUUACCAUGGUAGGUAUAUCCAGCAGUGUCGCGGCUCGCGUUGAUCGUUACAAUCACAUCCAAACAACGUUCUCGUACAUCCCUUCUACUGAAUCCUGACCUCAGAAUCGGGCUCUGUAAAG
This is a messenger RNA of Laetiporus sulphureus 93-53, 2085 nucleotides long. RefSeq lists its product as uncharacterized. The record is from RefSeq and is a predicted model, not a curated record. The transcript has 5 exons. Bases 6 to 1634 code for a protein of 542 amino acids. Lineage: Eukaryota; Fungi; Basidiomycota; Agaricomycetes; Polyporales; Laetiporaceae.